Cornus florida is the source of this 3010-nucleotide messenger RNA. Its product is annotated as topless-related protein 4-like. The record is from RefSeq and is a predicted model, not a curated record. Gene Ontology annotation, molecular function: protein binding. Gene Ontology annotation, biological process: regulation of DNA-templated transcription. NCBI's taxonomy places the organism in Eukaryota, Viridiplantae, Streptophyta, Magnoliopsida, Cornales, Cornaceae. Bases 1356 to 2429 code for a protein of 357 amino acids. The transcript is spliced from 12 exons.
UUUUUUUUGCCUAGCUAAUUUAAUUAUAUAAAUCCCCUUACUGUUUUAGCAGUGAUGUUGGUUUUAAAAUGACCAAUUAUGAUAGAAAGUUUUUUUUCAGUUUAUCUUAAUCAAAUGUAUAUCUAUGCAAGAGGAUUACACAAUUCUAGAUGACGAUUCUAGAUGAGGAUGUUGAUGUCAACGUUAUGAGGAUGUUCGUGUCAACGUUGACUCUAGUAAUGACGACUGAUAAUGUUGAUAAUAUGUUGAUGCACUCAAAUUAAAUCAGAACACUUAGAAUUGAAGGAAAUUUAGAGUUGAAGACAUACUAUUUUGAGCAUAGUGUCUAAUUCUUUUAGUUAUAAGAAUCUUUGGUCACUUCACACACUAUUUUCUAGUUCCUGAAAUUUUGAAACAAUGGUGUGUAAUAUGAUUCAUCUACUUGGGCUCUCUUCUUUUUCAUCUUUCUACGCCCUAAUUUUAUUAGUGAAAAAGAAAAAGAAGACUGUGCAAUUUUAGUUUAACUUUAUCAAUUUGAGCAUUGACAAAACUUCUGAAAUGUUGAAACUGAAACAACAAAGAAGAGAAAGUCCACCAAUAAGAAUUAUCCAACUUAGGACAAAAUAAGCUCUCUGAUCGUCUUGACUAAUAUUGGAAUGGGUGACUUUAUAGAUAUGGAUUUGUAGAGAGAAAGAUAUAUAGUUAGGGCACAAAAGUGUACGAUGGGAACCAACAAUAGGGUUGUGAGCUUUUGGAUUGUUUCAUGCAUCGGAUCUAGGAAGUGAUGUUGGUUUUAAAAUGACAUAAGAUCUUAUUUUUGACUUUUUUUUUUUUUUUGGUAAAUUUCAAAACAUUUUAUUGAAUGGGACUUGAUUGACUUUUUAUGAUGUAAUAUAGAUUUUACAUUUGAUUAUUUUGCUUUGGUUUUGAUACUCUUGUACCGGUGAAAGUUGUAGUUUGGUGGUCAAGGGAGAAUUACCCAUGAAUGUUGUCAGGACAUUGAGUCAGGACUCUACUUCAAAUAGCAUGGAUUUUCAUCCUGACCAACCGACGCUACUUCUAAUUGGAACCGAUAUGGGAGACACCUUGUUGUGGGACGCUGAUUUGGGGGAGAAGCUACUCACAAAGUGACAAAAUAACGGUAGAUCAUUAUAAUAUGCAAUCUAAACUAUCACUAUAGAAUAGUGACAAAAUAACGGUAGAUCAUUAUAAUAUGCAAUCUAAACUAUCGCUAUGGAAUUUCAGUCUUCUUUUAUUCUAAGUCCACACAUCGCAGUUACUCGUGUAAAAUGGAGCCCUGUCGGUUCAAAAUUUGGUUAGCUAUCGGCUAGGUGUGGGAUGUGGAUACUGCUAUAAUGUUGAUGGUUUUUUAAGGCAUGAGGAGCCUUAUUUAUUGUGUCUGUUUGAGUAUAAGGGAAGAAGUUCAUAUUAUACUUUCGGAUGGAAAGAUUACCCUCUGGUACUUCAAGCCAAGGGCACAUGGAUUGUUGUCAACACUAGCCUUCAGUGCUGAUGGGAAAAGGCAAAUCUGGUGCGACACAUAUUUUCGAAUGGAUUUCAUGGUUGGUCUUGAUACAAUUAAGAACAAGUACUUGGUGGCAGGUGAUUCUAAUUUGAUAAAAUUUUGGGACAUGAACAAUAGUCAUCUCUUGACGACUUCUGAUGCGGGUGGAAACCUACCUACAACGCCAGCAAUUUGUUGCAACAGGGAGGGCACAUUAUUGGCUGUUUCUGCCAAUGAUAACAACAUCAAAAUAUUAGCAAGUGUCGCUAAUGAUACUGGUGCCAUUACUGCAUCUGGGACCUUUACCAAGAGUACUUUUGGUGAUUCUAAUUUGAUAAAAUUUUGGGACAUGAACAAUAGUGAUCUCUUGACGACUUCUGAUGUGUGUGGAAACCUACCUACAACGCCAGCAAUCUGUUGCAACAGGGAGGGCACAUUAUUGGUUGUUUCUGCCAAUGAUAACAACAUCAAAAUAUUAGCAAGUGUCGCUAAUGAUACUGGUGCCAUUACUGCAUUUGGGACCUUUACUAAGAGUACUUUUGGUGAUUCUAAUUUGAUAAAAUUUUGGGACAUGAACAAUAGUGAUCUCUUGACGACUUCUGAUGCGGGUGGAAACCUACCUACAACGCCAGCAAUCUGUUGCAACAGGGAGGGCACAUUAUUGGCUGUUUCUGUCAAUGAUAACAACAUCAAAAUAUUAGCAAGUGUCGCUAAUGAUACUGGUGCCAUUACUGCAUCUGGGACCUUUACUAAGGGUGUGGACAAAAAUGACCCCGACAGAGAGAGGUGGGAAAAAAUUAUCGAGGAGAAGAAAAUCCGGCAUCUCCAGACAUUGGCUAUUCAACUUGCCAAAUUUUACCUUCUGAUCCAGGAAGUUACAUUCACUGCGGUAUCGAAUGGGUCAACGUGUAGGAAUGCAUGGUUCCCAUGCUCAUCUCUGGGGUAGCAGCCUCACCUUAUCUGGUCGCAAUAUACAUGGUUGAUAAGGAGUACCUAAAGAGUUCAGCGACACAAGAUGAAAAUAAUCUGGUCUAUAAUAAAUUUAAAAAACCAAGAGUGGUAUCUUCUUCAAAUUCUGUGACUCGGCUACAGCGAGGAUCUCAUAGUGAUAUGCAACGAGGUUUAGAUGCCAUCAGGUCAAGGCAACGAAAGCGGAAACAGUAUUUUGCUAUAUGCAUGAUCUUUUUCAUCAGCUUCGCCAUAAUACCAAUUUCCGGUUGCCAGUGGAUACUUUGCGAGGCACACAGAAUUGUGUCAGGUUUUGUGAGCAACGCAAGUGUAUAAGAUUAUGCACCGAAUAACUCUGAUGCAUGGAUCGUGUCCUCUUUUCCUUGGAGAAUGGUAUUCUACAAAUGAUGAACAUCAUCUAAACAUUUACGGUCUUUUCCUUGUUAUUUAGCAACAAAUGAUGAGUGUUAGUUGAUGAUCCUCUAUUAUUUUUUUCCGUGGUAAUGUCACUAGGGUAGAUGUAGUGUGUACAUGACCAAUUUUAUAACGAAAUAAUAAUUUAAAGCCCUUAUUUGUUCA